Molecule: messenger RNA, 20363 nt
Organism: Lagopus muta (rock ptarmigan)
Lineage: Eukaryota; Metazoa; Chordata; Aves; Galliformes; Phasianidae
Gene: SMIM38
Product: small integral membrane protein 38
Exons: 19
Coding region: 1535-1666 (43 amino acids)
Source: RefSeq, a predicted model, not a curated record
UUUCCAUUUUCAUUUUAGUCUUUGGUGCAUCUGCAAACCGGAUUUUCCUUCCUUGUUCUCCCUGUGAGGGUCAGCACAAUAUAUGUUCUCAUAGCACUUCACAGAACUGUUUGAGUUGGAAGGGACCCUUGAAGGCCAUCUGGUCCAACUGUCCUGCAAUGAACAGGCACACCUACACUAGGUGCUCAGUGUCCCAUCCAACCUGACCUCGGAUGCCUCCAUGGAUGGGGCAUCCACCACCCCUCUGAGCAACCUGUGCUGGUGCCUUAUCAUAAAAAAAACUUUUUCCUUAUAUCCAACCUAAACCUCCCAUCUUUUAGUUUGAUACCAUUUUGUCUUGUCCUGUCACUGCUAAAGCAUCUGUCGCUUUCUUUCUUCGGGUGGGACAGAUCUGACACAAAAUAUGUCAGAGCCCAUAAUGUUACUUUGAAACAGGUUACAUUUUUUUAAGAACAGAACAAAAUCAAUUUCAGGUCAAGCUAAAGUUGUCUUGAGUUUGCUACUGUCUCUGGCAGUUGCUUUAGUGGAGCAUGUAGGAAACAAAGUAAGCAGCAGGUGACCUUGCCUUGUUAAUCAGGCACAGAUUUUUUUGCUAGUUGCCCAAGGAGGCUUUAAUCAGCAACAUGUUGGCUAAUUGGAGAUUCCUCAGGUGUUUUUUAUUCCUCACCUGUUAUGAAUUUGUACUAUUUAAAGACUUAAGGGUGGUGGGAGAGAGAAGAGAGAAUUCGAAUGUUCUCUGCUUCAGUAGAAGCAUGGAAACAACAAUCAGUUUCAAUAGCAUGCUUAUGUAUGAAGAAAUUUCAAAAGCUGCAGAUGGGGCAUCUAGCAUAACUAGUAACUGGGCAGAAGCUGCAAGAAGAAAUACCCUCUUGGAUUUCAAGGAAUUAUUGAACUGGGAACUUCUUAUUAACCAUGCCAACGCUCACAAAUCUUUGCCAUUUUCCUCUGUAGAUACAGUGACUUUUGAUGUGUGGAAAACACAGAGAUAAAAAGCCCCUCCAGUGUUGUUUCCUGCAAAGACCAUUCUUAAGAGCUCGUUGGACAGCGCAGGGCUCUUGAAGUGAUAGCUAAUUGGUGAAAGAAAGGCCCCGAUUGUCUGGAGGGAGCUGGAAAGUGCUGCGUGUGCUGCUGAAAGGGACUAGGGAGAAGGUGCCUGGUUUCGCUGAGCAGCUGCUGCUGGAGAUGUUUGGAGAUUACAUCAGCAUUGGAAAAAGGGGGCAAAAAAAAGUCCAACUUCACAGAGACGGAGUUUAUGGAGUUUUUUUUCCCCUUCCAAAGGUCUUCUGACAAUACUGUCAUUGUCAAUAUAAGAGUUGUUAAUUCUUCAUGAAUAGCACAUGGGGCCUCUUGACUAAAUGGUACGUUACAUGUCCCAAAUCUGUCAGCUGGGCUCUUCUCUCACAUGCUAGUGAGAUCACUUUGAUUGGAAUGUUACAGGAAUUGCUGGGCUGGCCGUGCAGAAUUGAAUGCUGCAUUAUAUAAUUAGAUCUCCCAGAGUAUUUUUUUGGCAUUACCUCAUUAUUCUAGCUUAAAUAUGGAAUCAGCCCUUUUGAUGAUUUUACUGGUUGUAAUUAUAUUAAUACGAUUCAUUUUAUGGUCCUGUCUUAGUGCAUACAUAGAUUACAAACUGUCUCGAAGGUUUCCUGACAGGAAAAAAGAGCGCUAACAGAUCUCAAAAGGCUUCUUCAGAUUUCAGCUGACAAUGAGGACAACUGGACAAGGUAAAUGGACCUAGAGCAGAUUUUACCUUGGCCUCUAAGGAAACAGAAAUGGCCAGUUGAGACUGCAAUUCAGUGAAGAUCCUUCAGAAGGCCUCAUGCUGACAGAGAGGGAAUAGAAACCACAACAACUGAUUGAGUCAAACGACUUCCUAUCAGACUAGAGCAAGAAUUUGUUGUUGGGAACAGGACUGUGGACAUUUGCCAGUUAAAUGAUCUGGACAAGCUGGAAGGAAUCCUAUUGUUGGGGAGUCCAAGGCUGACAGUGGCCCAGUCUUGCUACGUGAAAUGUGAUGGCCCAUUGCCUGUUGGACGAGCUGCUGGUCUACACGUUAGGAUGUCAGCUGCACACCCUGCCUGGAUGCAACAACUGACUGUGCCUGAAUGAGCACGGAGAUUACAAACCCGGCUCAGGAGCCACGUCUAAUGCUGCAGAUUUGCAGAGUGGAUUUUUACAUGAUUGACUUGUUGCUAAAUUCCUUUUUGGUUUCUCCCUGUCUGUCAGAUCAGAAGCUGGUUAUACCCAAUGAUCGCCAUUGUUGUCAGGUGGCAUAUCUGAGUAACAGUAGUGGUGGAGCACCACUGGGAUAGUCUGUUCCAUGAAAACCAGAUCUGUGCGCUACAGUUUGUCUGACAGACUCCAGCUCUGCUUCAGCAGUACUGGGCAUUGGGGCAUACAGUGCUUAGAGGCCUUGCAAAGUAAUUUCUCUUCUAGCCUUUAGUAAGGAGGUACCAGGACACGGAAAGCUUUGCCUACUCACCCAAGGCAGGAGUGACUUGAGAUUUUUUGCUUAUUGCAUCUUGCAAAGUGAGACAGGGCUCCAAGCGAACUGCCUGCUUUCAGAUGGAUGCUACACUGAGUAAAACUGCAAAAAAUCUUCCUAUUUAACAUUGGCUUUUAAAAACUUGGUAUUCCUAUAGCAAAAGUAGGAAAAUUGUAUUGCUUUGCCUGAGAAAGAAAGUUGAAAUGUGGUAUUUUUGGCCCAAUCCUAUCUGGUAUUCUUUAUAUCAUGCAGAAUCGAAAGGCUGCUGCUCUGAGAAAUGGCUUCAAAACUCUUGGUAGCUCACAUAAUAUCAGAAAGCCUGGGUAAAAGCCCAAAGCAUUCCCAUGAGAAGUUUUUGGCACAUUCAUGACUCUUUAUAGGCUUGUUCAUUAGUAACUGUUGAUCAGCUUUUAUCACUUUGUCAUUUGAAGCCUCCCAACAUUCAGAUGUGAGAUAUAGUAUUUGUUCUUGCAGUGGAACAGAGUAAAUGUCAGGCCAACAGAUUUCAGACUCGGGCUUUAUUUGUGGUGGUGACCAAUCUACAGAACUGUUUGCAGCAUCUGAAGGUGCAUGCCAUUGACUUUAAAUCUAGCUAGUAAAUAAAUUAAAUGUAGAUGAAAUUAACCCCCUUGUCUGUCUCUGUGGGUCCUAAUUUUAGUGAUGAUUUUUAUAUUUAUUUUUUUGUUCCCCAGUACCAGCAGACCACAAAGGGAAAGUGAAAUGUCUAUUUGCUAUGCAAACAUACCUCUGAUAAUAAGUAAUUGGAAAAAUAGGCACAGAAAUCCAUCUUAUGUCAGUUAAACAUUGCUAUUCUUAGCUGUUGUACAUCCUUGGAAGAAAAUGAAACUUGCAGAGAAAUUCAUAGUGCUUUUAAAAGCAAGUCUUCUAAUCCAUUACUUUGAUUAUAUUGAAAUAUACUUAAAAGUGUCAUAUUCAUAUUAAUCAUUUAAAAAUGUGAAUGUAAUGAGACGUGGACUAAUGUCUUUAUCAUUUGGUGAAAUAAGAAGCUGAAACAAGUGUGCAACUUGUAUCUUUGAUUCCUUUAUUCCCAUAGAGUAGAAUCUUGAAUUUUCCAUGUAAAUCAGAGAUUGUUUUUUUGUUAUAGACCAUAAUCUUAUGGCCAAAUUUUCAUUGAUUUCUGUGGUGCCAUUAAUAGGAAUGGCAGGAUGGAAUCAUAAGAACAUCUUGAUGUUUGAGCUGCCAUAGCCAAUCUCCUUCAAUGGCUUGCUAUUGUUGUGUGGGGAAAGUGGGCCAAUACUGGGUGAACUUACUGACUGGUAGAUGUAAGGCAUGGUAGGUAUCUAUCCUGUAGGUGACCACUGUUGUGAAACUCAGCACUGCCAGAUAUGGGGAAGAGCCUGUCAAUUCACUGGUUCUGUUUGUGUUUGUCUUUUUAAAUUGUUUAAUUUAUCCAAGAUACAAGAAUUACACUGAUUGUGUUAUGGUCAGUGUUUGUCAUAGGAUUGAUCUUCAUCCUACACAGGUAAAACUGGCUGGAACCCUGAACAGUUUACUAGAACAUCAAAGCUUUGAGGCACAUAUGAUUAAUAAAGAAAAUAUUUUGUCUUAAUAAAAAUUUUACUGAUUUAAUUUGGUUGUUUUGAAAUCCAUAUGCACUGAAAGUAAUUUUAAUGCUUUGAAGUUCCGCUUCUGGUGUCUGAAAGCCCAUUGUAUCUUUCUGCUGAUGAGGGUUUUUGUGGCAGAACUUAUGGUGUCCUCUAAUCUAACCAUCUGUCCAAGCUAGAUUGUCACUGUGCUUACAAGUUAGUUUCUCUUUACAUGAAAGUGCAGCAAAAGAAAAUUUUGGUGAAUAAAUUCCUCAUAUCAAGUACUUGUACUUUAUUUAAGAUAUACCCUGAAGCCAUGUUUCAGUGGGAGUUGAAUGAACUUGACUGGAAACCACUGUAGAGUCUUCUUAAAGUUGAUUUAAUUUCAGGUAGGUAUUAAUGAAGAUUCUUAGGCCCCACUGUUUUUGCUUGUGUUUAGGAUUAUUUAAGAAUAAGUCUGUGCUUAAGAGCAGUUUUGAGUCACAGAGUGAAUGAAGACUGCAGUGUGGAACCCCCUUUCAAGACAUGAAACCAAGGAUUCUGCUUCGUUUUGACUGAAGCCAGUGGUUUGAACAAAAGCAGGAGUUAGUGUAAAAAUGAGAUAGAUGGAUUGUUUGAAUCCAUUAGACAAACUCCAGCAGAGAAAGAUGAAGCACCACUGUUGUCAACACUGCCACCUGCAGAGAUCAUUGCCAACUGAGUGGGAAGGAUCCUGCCAGAAUCUGAGACAGGAGCAUAGACUUGGCACCAGGUCAGCCUGCCCAGGGCCCAUCCAACCUCACUUUGAACACCUCCAAGUGAUGGGUCAAUCAUAACUUCACUCGGCAGCCUGUUCCAGCACCUCAUCACCCUCUCAGUGAAAAUCUUCCCCAAUGAAUUGGAAGGUCAGCUCAGUUUCAAAAUGAAGGUAAGUGCUGGGAAGUUUUGAGACCUGUGGAUGAAAAAUGGUGCAUCAGCGUUUCCCUCUGCAACAAAUCUCAGUAAUUUACUGAGAUAGAAAUGUCACAUUGUAUGCUGGCACUUUAUAAGUGCUGGAAUUUUCCUGUAUACAACACUUCUGUGCAUGACAGUUGGAAGGAAGUUCCACUGAGGCAUUUUAGGACUGAAAUUUAAGCUGAAUCUCAUAACAAGAAUUUAUCAAAAGUACAACUGUCUAUAUUUUUAAACGCACUAUUCAGGAAACAACAGAUAAUCAUGCAGUCUGUUGGAAACAUUAAGCUAGAUUUUAAGCAUUUAACUUUAUAACCUUUGUAUAAUUCCUAGACUUUUAUGUUGUCACUAAUUAUUUGCUAAAAUGGUUGUCAGUAAUAGAUAGCUUUCUCAAACAGCAUUAAUUCAGCUUCACAUGGACAGUGUAUUUUCCUGCUUUGGAUGUGAAGCUCUUUGGGUCGUGUUAUAUUGUGGGGGAGAGGGAGCCAGUGCUGCCAACUGGGAAUCUUCAGUACAAAAACUAUUAAGAGGUGAUAAAUCAUUGGAGGCCCAGUGUGUGAUUAAAAGCUGUGGCCACCAGCAGUGACCCAUGGGGAAGAAGGUAUCAGUGACAGAGAGCAGGGGGAGGUGUUUGGCAUUCCUGUUUGGAGGCCUAACCAGGGCACUGGGGUCUGUUUAUGUUUCUGUUCCACCGACUCCUGUGAAAUGCCCUCUGUCUGUACAGGGAACACACAUUGAGUUAGGGAAAGUUAUCUUUGGUAUUUCUUGAAAUGUUAAGGCAUGGGUACUUGAAGGUAACGUGUGAGGUGAAUUACCUGUGACUCUGAAGUGAAAGCAAAACAGUUCAAGGUUCUGUGGCUCAACAGUCAGAAUCAGUUAUUGCAAUUUUGGGUGAGCAGAAUGCUGUACGUGUGACUCCUUUCCUCUGUAUUAAGCACUUGUCCAUUUAGGAAAUGUACUUUUUUCUUGAAUCAACCAGCAUCUAAUCUUGGGAUCCACUUUUUCCUUUGCUUAGCAGAAGGCUUGGUGAAAUAAGAGCCCCACAAAAUAUUGGAAAAAUCGUUAGGAUUUGGCCUGUUCUCUGCCCAUCUAUCUAUCCAGUUCUGCACAAAGUGAACUGUAUACAUGUCCACACCACAAGGAGACUGUUCUUCCAGGAUAAUACUGUGGGGAAACUGUCAAAUACUUUACUGAAUUCCAGGUAAGCAACAUGCACGGGCUCCCUCAUCUUCUUAUUGUAUCAUAUAAGCAAUCUGUCUUUAUAGAGCCUAUAUUUCACGUUACAUCUUUGCUUCUUGUUUGUAUGGAUACAGGCUUUGUGCAAGUUAGUGUGCAUCCUAGCUCAUGGCUGAGGCAGGUUGCAAGCUGGUUGCUGAGGUGCUCCCCCUGUGAUCUGUGUGCAUGGAUCAUCUCCUUGUCGGGUGAUAUGGCAAAACCAACACUCCUGGAAAGAGUGGUUAUUUAUUUUUUUUACUCAGUAAAGCUUGAGUAAUAUAGACAACAGUGAAUGGAUUGAAUGCAAUAUUGCUAUGAAAGGUAUCGUUCAUACAUUCUCAGCAGUGGUUCAAUCUAUUAUUUUCCAUUUCUGUCCAGGCUUCUGCUGGGAGCACACUGUGCACUUUUUAGAUAGUUAUCUGUGUCCACUUCAGAAUUAUUGGGUUUGGUUAUUUAUAUACAAUCUUUUUAAAACUCAUUUGUUUUAAGACACAGCCUGUGCUUAUGGUAAAGAGUCUUCUGGCUUUCCAUGCUCCCUCUAGCAAAGUGACUCAGACUGAUUAUGGAUAAACAGGCAACGGUGCUGUGAAAACCAGCUUUUUUGCAGGCCCAGAGGGUCAAAUCAGUAGCCUGGAAAUGCAUUGGGGUCAUCAUACAGACAGGAGAGACCUUAACAAUUACACUUAAUUUGACUUACAAUCAAACAGAAGUAGAUGGUAAAGCAGGAAAUGGUAUCUUUAGGCAUGACAUGAAAUAGUAUUGCUGUCAACUUGAAUAAGAAAAUCUGACUUUUUUUUUAUAGUGACCACAUAUUUAAGUAGCCUGUAGGGUCAAACAGCCUUUCCUACAGCCCUUUGAUAGCUGGCCUGAUAAUGGCAUAUACACUAUAAAUAUCCUGAAUCAAUAAUUCUGUAUCGCUGCUGAAAGCAGGCGUGUUCACAUAUCACAGCAGAUGGGAAGAAAGCAAAUAAUAUUUGUCUUGCCUUUCAAAUUGAUUUCCUGUUUUCAGUAAGCCAGAGUGUGUCCAUAUGUUAAUCAGAUUGCUAAGAAAGAUAGCAGGGCUUGGGGCAGCAGACUUCCACUUGAUCUACUGGGAAAAGGGGGGCAAGGAAGGGAGGAGGAAGUCCUCUAUGGCCCUAGAAUAUCUGUGGCAGAAGCAUUUACAAAUGUUAUACAAUUGCCUGCGCUUCCCUGACUUCCCCUCAAAAGUACUGAGUGUUCUCUUUUCUUUCUUAGGGAGAAAAUCUUCACAGUGCUCAGUAAGCUGCACAGUUGCACUUGUUUGCUGGGAAUUCCUUAAUUCAUUUUUUCUUUCAUCUUGGAGAAAAAUUGGUGUGGUGAGGCAUUUAUAGUGUCCUGAUUUUGGAUAGAAAGACCUUAGGUCCUCAAGGGAUACAUGGACUGCAGCCCUUCUCUACUGUCUUCCUUCUCCCUUCCUCAGUGCCAUGCUUUUCUCUGCACCUCCACACUUGCAAUAGCAUGACUAUUUGAGCUGUGAUAUGCCCUACCGUAGAGCAUGACGACUGUCUGCAAUGACCCCCAAAUGCUCUCUCAGGUUGCAUUAUUUUGUCUUAGGGACAGGAUUUAGUGGGCUAUAUUGGUGGUAAGCGGACAGUUGAACUAGGUGAUCUUAGAGGUCUUUUCCAAUCUUAAUGAUUCAAUGAUUUUUCUCUUCAAAUAGGAGGUUUUAUUCAACUAUAAUGAUAAAUAGUUAGGAGGUCAUUUGCAUGCAUGUAAACUCUAAUCAUUUUUAUACAAUUGAAUGGAAGAACAUGAUGGAACAGUGGACAUUCUUCCGUGGGAGGAAUUUAUGUACGUUCUGCAGUGUACAGUUUUAUUCUGCUUUUACAGUCCUAGAUUUAUAAAACACUUCUGUCAAUGUCAAGAAAUUCCUGUGCUCAGGAAGCAUUGAGGAAGCCCCAGUGCAGGGAGGACCAGAAUUGGUCGUUCUAACGUUUUUGAAGUUAAAAGACAAAAACAGACGACCAUCCCUUCCCGUAGUGGCUUCUAUUAUUAGAAAAGUAAUUUUUUUUUGGAGAGGAAGGAUGAUUUUAUGGAGCUGGAAGCCAGAUGAUUUCAGUUCUAAUCCUGGUGUUGACACAGAUUUUCCUGUGCGACCUCAGGAAAAAUCUCUCACUGCAUUCCAGUUUGCAAUCAGUAAUAUACAGUGGUCAUUCUUUGUUAUCUCUGAGGAGCACUCUGCAGUUAAUAAUGCAUGGUCACUGGACCAGCUUUGACACAUGCAUACGUGCUUAAAGACAGUGUUUGGUAUCUAGUCUAGUACUUUUUUGUGUAUUCUUAAAACAAGUUACUUGCUUAACUCUUUUGGAAUUUGGCAAGUUUUAUUUCCAUCUCCAUCAGCUUGUACCUUAAUAUCUUUCAAAGUUCUGUCAUGUAGUAAUAUGCUGGCAUAAAGUAAAAAUGCUAGAAAUGAAAUGUUCCUCCAGUAAGAGAAGUAGGCAGAUGUAAGUUAGGGAGACCUGUUAAAAUGUUAAGGCACUUUGAAUGUUUUUUUGUUAUUUUUUUCCCCCCCAAAUAAAACUUCAAGAACAGUCAUGUUAAACGUUGUAAUCACAGGAUCGACUCCAUCUGUUUGAGUGAAUUGCUUUACAAUGUAAAUAAAGAUCUUCUGGGGGCAAAGCAAGGGCAUGUUCUCUACCUCUCUUCAUGGAUAUUCCAGCUGAAUACAGGACUGACUCUGUAAUUUCAACUGUAAACAACAGGGCUCCCUGAUCUAGUGAAUGGCAGCCUUGCCCACUGCAGAGGGUUGGAGCUCCAUGAUCUUUAAGGUCCCUUCCAACCUAGGCUGUUCUAUGACAUUGUAAGUCCCCAAGAAACAUUUUGAAGCAGGAUCUUGCACUUUCUUAAAUACAUAAUCAACUGAUCUUAUUUAAGACCCUUUCCAAACUUCAACUCCAACCUUGUGCUGUCUACUCCUUUCUUUCUGAUCUUACUCAGAAAAAAGGUUUAUUUCCCCAUUGUUUUUGCCAUUUUUUAUUUUAUAUGUGCAAUCUUCUCAUCAGUACUAUGUGUUUUAACACCUCUCCACUGCUUUCCACUUCCUUUCACCUGAGUAAGCAGUCCCCAGUACUGUUUCUGAGUAUAGCUGUGUCUUCUGCCAACAAUCAGUGGGAGCUAGGUAAUCUGUGCUAAUAUUUGUAUUUGUGUUCUCUGUGCACUGCAGAUUACACCAGCUCAGCUGAUCCACAGUAUCCUGUGGGAAUCAGAUCCUUUUUCUCACUGCUCCUUUAGGUUGGCCAUGGUUUUCUCUGAAUUGUUUAGGUGUAACAUUCUACAAAGGACAAAUUUGCCUUUAUAGUGUAAGGUAAAUGUUUAUAGUGGGGCUGGAGACAAGUGCAAGCUUCAAUUCAGUAACAAGAGUUACUCCUCUUUUUGGAAACUUUUUUUGUGUGGAAUUAAUGAGCAAAGAUUGGCAUGCUUUGCAGCAGCUACUGUCAAAAAAGUAAGAGAAAAGCCAGAGGUGAAGUGACGCAGCCAAGGUCACGGAGCAGCUCGGUGCACGGACCAGAAGCAGAAUACAGGUUGCCUGAUACCAACUUCAUGCACUGAUUUUUCAGUUGCCAAAUAACUAAAGUCUUUAUCCAAACCCUUAGUCUGUAGUUGGACUGUGGGGAAUGUGUCCUCUUUCCUUUAAAAGAGGGGGGAAAAAAAAUAUAUAUAUAUAUAUUUAAAAAUUGGUAUCAAUGCUUUUUUUUGCUCCCUUCAUUUGCUUGGAAUCUUUUCGUCUGCACAUCUGAUCCUUUGUAGGCACAGGUACUGCAAUUUGUAUGCUGUUAUCUCAUCUAUUUUCUAGAGCAUGUGUAGCUGUUUUUGAAAGGGAAUAAAAAGUAAUCCAGUUAGACUUUAAAUCCUUUCAGUAGGAACAAUUAUCUUGAGUGCUAUGGCUUCUAACAUUCAUCACGCUAGAAUAGGACACAAAGACUUCUAUAAAAAUAUGACCAUUUAGCUCAAGUGGUGCUCUGAGGACAUAAGAAUAGAAGCCUUCUAUUGCACUGAAUAAUAUUACGUUGCUAAAAUAUGACAAAGGGGUCUUGACUAUGGCCAUUAAAGAUUGUGUGUAAUAAAAGCACUCUGAAAAAGUUACCAAAUACUACAAAGAGCUGUUUUGCUAUUUACACCAGCAAAUAUUUUAGGUAGAGGGAAAAAUUGUGAAGUGUUAGCUGUUAAUCCUGAGUGAAUGUAAUAGAUUCAAUUAUGUAAUGUGACAAUGAAUUUGUUCUGUUUUGCCUUAGGUUAGAAUUUAAGCUUUUCCUCUUCAGCUUUAUUCAGAUUGUUAAGUGGCUGCUGAGAAGCUGGAACUUUGUCAAGCAAACUUGGCUUUAAAUUUUAAAUUAUUUUUAAUCAAUAUGUGAAGAGGCCAAGCUCUGCCAUAUGUUGCUCACCAUCCAUUAGUUGGUAGCUGGUCAUUAAACUCUCACUAAGGUUUCCUAACUGUGACUAUUGUGGCGGUGUUGUGUUUUUUUUUUUUUUCCCCCCUCUUUGUAGAGUAUGGGCAAAGGGGAGCAUUUGUGGCAGAUUGCCUUGAGGACAAUAAAAACUCUCAUGUAGUAUGGUUGUUUGUUCAGACACAAACAAUAGAGACAUUUUGCUAUUACCAUUUGCCAGCUAUCAAGGGGUUUUGAACCCCCUCCCCCUUGGUGCCUACAACUCAAAACAGAUGCAAAAUCUUUCUUUUCAGUCCCCUUGAAAUGACCUGUGGUGGUGCAGUGUCAUUUAGAGGAGAAAUUAUUGGAGUGAGAGUGGCUCAUAACAAUAGGGGCCUUGUGCCAGGCACAUGACAGAGCAGUGAGGGGGCUGUUGGUGACUUUAUUGGGGAGGAGAACGGCGAUCUGGCAGGUGCUGCCAUUGUUAAAGGUCUCCGCUCCUAGACAGUGGUCGCAGAUGAGUUCAUGUCAUUUUAUUCAAGCUCUUUACACUGACUUCAGUGAUGUGACACUGGUCAAGUAGCCAACCCAGCUUUUCUGAUCUCCUCAACAUGGUCCCUUCUGUAACGUAACCUUUUAUUGCUGAGAUAUGUCAACAUGCUUCUAGGCCAUAUGGCUUCGAGCUAGAGUAACUUUUGUGCUCUCUGAAAAGGACAUAAUAACUUAAUGUUUACUCUGCUAAUACAGUCUUGGUCCUCACUACUGAUCCUGGCAUUAUUCUGUGGAGAUGUCAUCCAGAAAACCAAUUAAAGUGUAUUGAUACAAAAUAGAUCCAUUGGUUCAAUGCUGAAUUUUACAACAACAGAGAUUAUUGCUUAUGAGCUGAAAGCUCCCACCGACUAGAAGUGUGUGUUCCCUGUUUUUUUCUUUUUAAUGCGCACAGCGAUGCAGUGCUCUGGUGGCAGGACUGCAGACCAGCAAAUGGGUGAAGAAGUUGACAUUUUUUUGCACUCAAAGGAAUAAUGGGAGAGACAUUAAGUAGAAAAAGUUAAUGCAUUAAUACAUUUGUUUCAAUGUGUUUAAUUUUACCCAUGCUGUCCCUUUUUUCACAGCACCAGGCCACACUAUAAUAGCUACAUCUGCUUCUGUUGUAUGUAUUGUUUAGUUCUAUUUUUUUGGCUCAGAGAAUAGAAACUGGUCUUUCUGUGGGGAAACAAAGAAUUUGUUUUUGUAAAUUGCCAUUUUUUUCUGAAUAAAUCAUGAAAAACUUGGCAGAUUGAAGAGAUCAGACAUAUGGAAAUUGGCAAUUUUUAGUCUGCUAAGGAUAAUUCAACGUGGAUGUCAUGCAGUCUAAUGAGAUACAUGUUUGUGGUACAGGGGAGAGGCAGGGGGAGAGAAACUGAAGAUGCUCAGAAAAGAUAGAUUUUUAGGUAGAAUUCAUUACUUGAGAGAGUUCUGAAGUGUUUUCAGAGCCUCUUAAAAGCCUGAAUUUGGCAGUUCUCAUCCAAACAGUGACUGUAAAUCCAAAACUGAAAGCCAACUUAUAAAAUUCUACUUCAGAGGUGAGUGUUUGUUUUAAAAACAAAACAGAACAAAAACAAUGUAGAAGAACAUCCUUUUACAAAUAGAGCUGAUGUCUUGAAAGACAGAACAAAGUCUUGAUCAAAAUAUGCAGAGAAAUACUGACCGUGUGAAGGUAUUUUCAUUGCAAAUAUACACUAUUACUAUUAGACUAUUUUGACUUUUUAUUGUUGAUACAAAUAAAAAAUAAAGCAAUUCGCAAACAAGGGCCUUGGAAAUUUGAUAAUGAAAUGGGCCUUUGAAUGUAUUUUAUAUAUACAAUGUAUUUAUGAAUUACUGUAAUUACAAUAGAUAUAGAGCCAAACCUUAAAAAUAAUUGACAGGGGUAAAGAUGGAAAACAGAACUACGUAACUCUUGCUAGUGAUAGAGAUAAAUCAAGAGCUGCAGACCUUUUGAAAUAUGAGCUCUCAUAAAACACUGGUCAUUUAUAUCUAUUUUGCCAAAACCCUGAGAAUACCAAACCUUGUUCUUUAUUUUAAAUGUGUAGCUGGAGAUCUUUAUGAAAGCUGUCAAAAUCUUAGGAUUAACAGCUGGGAUGGAAAGGAAGUAGCUUCUAGACCAAAACCUGCAGGCAACAAGCUAAGAACAUAAUAAUAAAAAAGACACGAUGGUUAGGAAUGUCUAAUAUCAGUGUAAUGGGAAAUGACUCAGGUAUGUAACCAACCUGGCCAAAUGGUCCACAACUAAACAAGCACCUCAUUUCCACCAAAAUAACAAGGAGGAAAGAAAAGUGAAGACAAAUCUAAACAAGGGGGAGGGGAAAGGUAUGCAGAGAAGGCUAUGAAUUGGGAAAUGUGAUCCCCUAAGAAAGUAACACUAAACUUCCCAAAUUGCACUGUCCGUAAUUCUUUGAUCAGAGAAAGGGAGUCCUAUCUCUGGGUGCACUGCUUGCUCACAUUCUGACCUUUAAAUGCAGUAUACCUCUUUUCUUAUCUACAUUACAUGUAGUAAAAAGGAAGAGAUUACUGCCCAGAUGUGGGGAGGUUUUCAUUAGGUUCAGUAAUGCACUCUGACCCUUUGGAUGGCAGAGCCAAAAAUACAAAAGGAAAUGAGGGCACAUGCACAUACGGUUUGUGAAACUGAGCCAAAUACUUCAUAAUUCUCCAGCUGAGUGACAGGAGCUUGUAUGGUCGAAGAAUCCUCUCACUUCAAAUUGACGUCUCUUGCAGUCUGACAGAGCUGUGGAAUGUGAAUUUAUGCUAUUAUAUGAAUAAGACUGUGUUAAUAGAACUUCAAAUUACCAAAACCAAGCUUUGGAGCUUAAAGAAUUAGCAGGCUUGAGGUUGCCUGUUGAACAUGAGUUGGCUCUGCUUGUGCAAUAGGAUGGAGACUCACCAGGGAUAGAUUCACAUAUAUUUAUUCAUAUGGAGAGUUCAGCGAAGGUUGUAUGGCCAAAUUUAAGCCUGACUUUUCAGGCUGUCUGAACUUCAAGAGACUGAUUUUGCUGUCUCAGUGUUCUGUGUUUCUGUAAGCUACUUUGUAAUCUCUUUGAAAGAAGGGAAUUGUAUAAAUAAAACUUUUACCCAUUGCAUCCUGAUAUUACCACAGGCUCACUAGCAUGGCUUGAACAAUCCAGUUAGUUGCAGGUACUGGGUUUGAUCUGAAGAUCUAAUCUGACCUAUUCUCUAGCUCUGCCUGUCAUAAUCUUCUUCAACUAAUGUUCUUCCAUGUCAGGAUUUUCUGAAUGUUCUCAACAUUAUCUAUAAUCUACACAAUGAGUAAAACAUGUAAUAAACUAAGCUUUAUAACAAAGAACGCUACUCUUCCCAUCAUGUGUUUGGAAACUGGUCUUUCUGAGUUAUUUUUCAGUGUCCACAGGCAGGAUCAGAUAUGUCAGAGAGCAUGGCAGCAGUUGAAGGUGAGUCUCGCCGGCACAAACACCCUUAAGUCAUCCCCAGGGUUUGUCAAUCUGUGAGUAUUUUGAUGGGACUCAGUUACUUCUCCUUAUUUUUUAAAGUAGGAAGAAAAAUUGAGGUAGAAGUAAGACCAAAGUGUACUGUUUGCUUUAAGGUAUUACUUUUACAGGAAUAAUUAUUUUAAUUACGUUACCAGAACUUUUCUAAAAAUACAGUUCAGUAGGCUUGAUUAUUGUAGGGAAAUCCCUAAUUUAUUUAUAAGACCAUAUUGGUUGUGGUCCUAUGAUGCUAUUUGUCUCUUUUUUUUUCCUUCCUGUAGUGUCAAGUUCCACUGUUAAAACAAUCUAUUCAUAGUCAUGAGUAUGUAUUUUUUUGAUUGAUUGUAGAGUUUAUGGAAAAGAUAACGCCACUUGAAUGAUGUGAUGCCUGAUGUGACACUCUGGUGUGAUGCUACAUUUUAUCUGGAUGUAAGCUCUUCAGAGGAAGGAUUGCACCUCUGGACCCACGCUGUAUAUGAGAAAUCUUGGGGAAAACUGAGAAAAUUCAUUCUCCAACACUGAAAGACAACAUUACUAUCAAAACAAAUUGUUAGUAUUUGUCUGGCUUCUUUUCUCCAAAUCAUCUGUGACUUUAAGCAAGUCAUUCAGUUCUUUUGGUGAAAAAUUGAGGCGAACAACAUCAGCUCUUGCUCCUGCUGCCAUGGAAAAUCAAUGCAGGAAUCUUUAGCUUUCAUGAAGAAGAGGGUCCAGGCUUCUUUAUGAGCAGCUUUUGGGCCUCUUGAAUGCUAAGCUCCUGUUGCUGGAAACCUUUCUAAGGAAUAAAAGAGCAUAUGUAAUUUCUGGCUGAUGACCUCAUGAAGAGGAGACCCAUCAGGAGAAUUCAGCCUCCAGAACACAAUGGACUGCCUGGAACUUUUACUCUUUGCCACACUUGCGGCUAUGGGGCAGUAGAGGAGGGCAGAGCAGGAACAUGGGAGAAGCAGAGCCUCCCUACAGAACUACAGAUCCAUGUGGGAGCUGCCAUGGAAGGAGAUAAGAAAUCCACCCUCCGGAUAUGUAGAAUGAUGUUGUUGUAAUCACUCUUCAAAGGGAGAUCCUCAGUAAACAAAUGUUAGCAUGUUGCCUCUGCAGCUUCUUUUGGUACCAUAUCAGGAUGGGUGAGCUGUCUCCAGUUAAGGCAAAUUAACCUGUGAAGAAACAAAGCAAAAUCCAUGCUGAAAAUGUGUGCAGAUGUGAGGCCAACAGCAGCAGCAGAAAGGCUUUGUCAACACCAGCAAAUCACUGAUUCUACCUCUGCAAGGUCAGCUUCUGAAGGCAACGUGUGUGAGACCAGAGCUCCACAACCGAGAGUAGUCUGAAAGGAUUAGAAGAUCCAAGGGAAUGGAAGCUUUCAGAAGGAGGAAGGGUCAGGUCUGUCUUGGAGAACUCACCCCACAGAAGCAAGAGAGAGGCUGUUCCAGUAACUCCUGUGGGAGGCCUAGCUGGGAUGCCAUCAUCAGGCACAACCCCUGUUCCGAGGCAGGAUUUCAGCCCAUUUCAAGGACUAACUCAGCUCCAGCCUCUAGAGCUUUGAUCUGCUUGAAAACUCAGACAUCAGUAAGGCGGUUAAGUUUAUAUAUUGAAUCAUAUGAAGUAUGGAUUAUGCAGAACAGCCCACCUCUAGUUUUGAGUGAAAGGAGGUCAACAUUUUACAGGACUUUACAGGACAGAACCUUAAGUACUGCAAGAGUUCCUGACACCAGUGAAUGAGUCCAUGCAGCAGAUCGUAAACACAUCACCCAGUCAUGAUUUUGGAACAUCACUUCCUGCUGAUACCUAAAUAUUAAUGUAUAAGAUGCAUCCUGUGAAACUCGAAUAGAAGGAUCUGCAAAUACAUUCAAUUGCACUUCAGAUUGAAUGAAAUUUUUAGCAAACUUUACUUUGGAGUGGAUAAACACCUCAGUGCUACUUAAUGUGAGUACAUGUCAAAUAUUCAUGGCUUGCUGUUGAACUUACAGCUGAGUUAGGUGCUUUCAAAAUACCUUUCAAAGAGAUACUUCUGCAAAUGUUUAUUGCUUCUUUAAUGCGUCUAAUAGGUGUAAAUAUGUAUAUUUAUGCUGUAAUGUAUUUUGGUGUUUUUUUUUUUUUCCUGAGAUUAUGUCCUUAGUUUACUUUCAUUGUCUUGUUGUAACCCUAUGAGGAUCUAACUCCAGUUCAAGUAGGUGCCCCAGAGACCAACCUUUUGAGAGAUACACAAUACAGCAUUGGUUAUGUCCAAUAGCAAGGUCUGGCUAAGAGAUGUGAACUGUAAGUUCUGAGCAAAUCAUCAACACUAUCAUGUCAGCAGAAUGUGCUUAUUCAUAGAUUUAUUUUUAUUGAUAUCAUCCUUGUAAAAGGCUGUCAAGCAUUGUCCUUAUGCUAAAGCAAACAAACAAAAAAACCACAGCAGAACUAUAGCAUCAUGUAGAAGUAAGCAGCUUACUGAGAAUACACUAAUAGAUAUGUCCACAGAGUUCAGUACUUGAAUUCAAUUCUCCUUUUGCACCCUUUAGCUAUUGUCAGUGGUUUACAUGUAAAACCAUGACAGCUAUUGCCCUAAAUAAGCUGUCCAUUAUUCCUAAUGCCUUCGGUAUCUCUGUAGUGACUAAACCUGGUGGUUUUUUUUUUCCCUGUCUCAGUAAUUUUAGUUUGGUUAACAGUGAUUCUUAAAAAUAAAAAAUAAAAACAGUCCUCAAAGGGUGUAAGGAAUCUACAGAGUAUUUUGUGAAAGCAAAUCAUUUUGUGUGUGUAUAUGUGUGUGUGUGUGUGUGUGUAUAUAUAUAUAUAUAUAUAUAUACACAAAUACAGAGUUACAUAUGUUCACACAUGCAGAAAACUAGAGAAAGCAUCCAUUAUCAGAACGAUCUGUGAGUCACCUCAGAUAAAUGCUGCUUCAAGGCAAUCCUAUGCAGUAGAUUAAUAAACAAUGUCUUCAGUUUGUGGCAGGGAGUUUAAGCCCAGUCAUUUAUAAGCUUAAAAAGUAGAUCAAGGAAUAGUUGUGAUAACUUGCCUUAUUUCCAGUCUGUGUGUGUGUGUGACCAUUGUCAUUUGUAGCUCCUGAGCAGCAUGUUGAUGUGAGUGCCAAGCCCUCUGCAGGGCUGGCAGCACAGGAGUCACUGAUGUUACAGUGCUGCAAACCUGAGCAGAAAAUCAGGGCCUGGGUCUAAAAAAAAAAAAAAAAAAAAAACCUCUUGUUAUUAUGAUGUGUUGCUUGUAAGUUAUCACAAACUUUUGAUAAAGACAACAAAUGCAGGAUAUCUGAGUCCAAUUAAAUGUUCUGAAUUGCCGAAGAAACCAUCUGAAGGCAGCUUUGCAGACUCAAUGCAGCAAAUUCCUGUAGUGCAUUCCAGAAGUCCCCAGGCUGAGUCACUCUGAGCUCGAUUGCAGAGCUUGGAAGCUGAUGAAUCACUGUUGAGCAGUAUGUAUGUUUUUAUAAUCUUUGCUUUAAGUAAUGUCCAUUCAAGAUCUAAGCUAAUGACCAUUGGAUAAGGGUGCAGAUGGAAUGCGGUUUCUACAUUUGGAAGCAUGCUGUGAUGAAUCUGUUCCUUAAGUGUGUUUAUGUUUGAGGGACUUUGCAUGCGGGCUAUCUCCUCAGUGGCAUGUUAAAUUCUGCUCUCCAAGGACAAGAAUGGAAGAGAGGUAGAAAAGGGGAGGAGAAGAAUCCAAAAAGGUGGAAAAGCUGUGAAAUGCAUUCCCUAAGAAGCACAGAAGUUGGUUUUUUGUUUUGUGUUUUUUUUUUUUUUUUGCAAGGUUUGAAGUGUCUUUCUCAUUCAAGGGAACUCUAGCUCGCCACAAAUUAUUAGUCUUGAGGGUCUGAAUCUGCAGAACAAGUCAUUGUUUUCAGUAUCUCCAUGAUGAAUGCUGUUUGUUUGUACACUGUGUUCAAACACUGGAAUGAUUCAAAUGUCUGUAGACUUUUGCUGUGAUUCUAAGCUUUAUUAAUUUUACACCGUCUCCUUCCUUCUUUCUGCAUCUCCAUACGCGUGCUUUAUUUCAGUAUUUCAGCGUGGCAUUUAGGCACAGCUCCCAUCACAGGCGUACUUCCACUGAAGGUGACUCAUUCGUGUGUGGUGGUCUGCAGACCCACUUCUGCAGCUUCUUAUAAUUUGUAGAAUCAUUAAGAUUGGAGAAGACCUCUAAGAUCCUCUCAUCCAACCACCCACAUGCCAUGAAUACUGCCCACUAAACCAUGUCCCUAAAAGCAUAGAGAGUUUAGUUUCUAAAGCACAGAGAGACUCGAGCUGGUAAUACAGUGAUUGGUCUGAAGGAUUAGCCUCGGCUUUCCUCCCAAACUAAUGUAAACAAAUUGCCCGCUCCUGAAAUAACUCGCGAGAUACCUUUCCCCUUCCUCUCACUGAAGUAUUCCUUUGUGCUUCCUGAUUUUGGCAGGGAUGUUUCAGAAAUAGCUAGUACAAUGAUGUUUCCACUCUGAAAGAGGAAGCGCUGGGUGGGAGGAGUUAGGAGCGGAACAGAGGAAGCGAAGCUGUUUCAUCCCAUCUCAGGCUGAACUUUCACAGCAAAUAGGUGGGAGCGCAUGUGGGUGCUGAGCCACCAGAGCCCACCCUCGCCCGGCACGAGGCCAAAUGUGAGCACACACACAAGGCAUGGCAUGCGUGGCCCCUCGCAUGGCUCAGCACAGCUGAUGCUGACAGCUCGGCACUGCUGAGCAGAGUGAAUGAGGCGAGGUCAGGAGGAAGGCAGCAGCGGGCUCCCCUCCCUGUGUUGUACAUGAAAGGUGCUGCCGGGAUGGCUCGCCACUGCGGCAUUGUGUGCAGCAGUCAUGCUGGAGAAGCUGCUCUGUCACAUGUUUGUCAGCCAGCCAAGAUUUUAAUUCUGAACUUUUCCAUGAAACCAAUAGCUAUAUUCUCUGGCUCUGGCCCGCUCUAGUGCUUGGCCAGGGCUAUGGGAAUGAAAUGUCAAAGCAGCCUGUCUAUGAAUUGAGAUUGCUUUCAUGCGUCUCCACCUGCUGGCUGGCAUUUCACUAAUUGCAGUAGCCUGUAGGGAUGACAGCGGACUUUUUUGAAGCCAAGGGCUUAUGUGGGAAGCGUAAUUCAGUUCUAUGAGAAGGCAAACAAAUGAGUGUGAUCAGAGAGAUUAUUUUCUAACUUGAUAAAGAGUGCUGUCCUGUAUCGCAGGUAGAAGGCCACUGAGGCUUUCAAGCUGCGCUUUUGAGCUUCUGAAGCCUCAGCUGAAAGAUAAGCACUAAGAAGGAUUUUUGGAAGGAACUCACCGAGUGUGAAGACAUUAACAUAUUAUUUUACGACUAAAACCAGAUGCUGAGGAUGCUAACGUGUUCUCAUUGAUACAGUGGAAGGGAGAAAUAUUUAUUAAUAUCUGGAAGCAUGAGUGUUCUGGGGCCCGCAGCCUAGUUUCUGUGUGGUUAGGAAAGCAGUUACUUAGCAAAUGUGGGCAAGCAGCUGUUUCAAAUGGAAAGGAAUAGAAAUGAUUAAUGACUUCUAUGCUUUAAAGAAAUGAAUCCACAGGAUUUCUUUCUUCUACUGUGCUGUCCCACUUGGCCAUUUCUGUCAUGUGCUCUGGGACUUUCUUUGGAAGUUUUCAAUGGUUUGUUUUGAACUACUCUUUAGAAACUUACUGGACCAGAUCUGGAGCCAGACAGAUGCCAGCUGUGGAUCUGAUCCAUUUGCACGUACAUUCACAGGCUCAGAGCACAGAUUACGAACACUUGAUAUUCCAUGAACUUUGCACCACGUCCGCAAUAGAAUAUCUUGCUCUCAGAUACUGCGGUGAUGGGUGCAGUAUUAAAUCCUAUUUAGAGAAGAAUUUCCCCCCCCUUUUUUUUUUUUCUUAGCUGUCCUUUAUUUGCGCUGUAUUUGACAAUGUGGAAGGCAAGAGGCAUUCUCAGGAUCUGAAACAAUGCAGGGAAUAAACCCUUUCUCUGAGAAUAAUGUCAGAUGUCAAUACUGAUUAUUGAUAUUUUACCAUCUUCUGUACUCCCAGUAAUGGCUUGUUUCAUUCUGCCAAACUGCUCUGUCAUCUGUUUCUUGUGUAUGCUUUCAUUUAGCUCCUUAGUCUUGCAUGUACAGCAUCAGAAGGUGUAAGGUAGAAAAGGUUAAAAAGAAGAUGAGGAAGAGAAAGAGGAACAUGGAGAAAAGAAAAAGGAAGGCUAUACAAAAUAUGGAUAUUUUCACUGAGUUGUUAACAGUGAAUCAUCCAGCCAAUGUUGUUGAAGCAGUUCUUACUGGGGUCAAUCCCACUGUCCCAAGAGUUGACUGUAUGGAAUUAUUUUCAGUAUACUUCUGUGCCUGACUUGAUCCACUGAAGGUUCUGUUCCCCUAUUUUUGGAUUAUGUGUUGAGAAUGCCAGAGCAUGAAAUACAAAUACUUUUUUU